This is a messenger RNA of Paramisgurnus dabryanus, 1889 nucleotides long. It is a transcript of the gene bcl7a, whose product is annotated as BAF chromatin remodeling complex subunit BCL7A. Lineage: Eukaryota; Metazoa; Chordata; Actinopteri; Cypriniformes; Cobitidae. The record is from RefSeq and is a predicted model, not a curated record.
UGUCUAAACAGGCAGCGAGCAAAAAGAUAUUUUACCAACAGCAGUAAUGUCGGGCAGGUCGGUUCGAGCGGAGACGCGGAGCAGGGCGAAAGAUGACAUCAAGCGGGUUAUGGCUGCAAUUGAAAAAGUGCGGAAAUGGGAGAAGAAAUGGGUCACUGUUGGUGACACCUCAUUGCGAAUCUACAAGUGGGUACCGGUGACAGAGCCCAAAUCAGAUGAUAAGAAUAAAAACAAGAAGAAGGGCAAAGACGACAAAUAUGGUUCUGAGGUCACAACCCCUGAAAACAGCUCCUCCCCGGGAAUGAUGGAUAUGCAUGAUGACAACAGUAACCAGAGUUCCAUUGCAGACUCAUCCCCGCUGAAGCAGGAAAACAGCAACAACACAAGUCCUGCACCUGACUCCAUGGCAGCUUCUCAGAAUGACAGCAAUGACUUGAAAAGUGAACAUUAUCCUUCUAAACAGCCUUCAUCUGGUCAGGAUCAUAAGAGUGAACAAAAUCACUGCUCAUCAGAGUCCACAACAGCCAAAAGAGACAGCAAGUUGCAGGGGGAUUCAGAUCUCUUUUUAGACUCUUCCAAAUCAUCCCAGGAAUUGGAAGACAGUGCUCCUCCAAGCAAAAAAGGGAAACUCGAUUCUUCCUCUGAAGAAAGCUAACUGUCUUGCCUGAUGUCAUGCAUUAUCCUGAAACACAUCACAACAAAAUUGAGGUUUUUCUGCAGUUCUACACACUAUUCUACAGCCAUCUCUUCACCUUCACCCAGAAACCCAUUUGUUUCUUUCAGUCAUUUUUUUUUGUGUGUGUAGAGGGCACGUCUGGACCAUUGGAUUCCAUAACAGACAACAUGGAAUGAGUCAAGCUGUGAGAUAUUGUACGGUUUUUAAAAUGAUUGACAUUGCCCUACUAUCACUACGUGCUAAGAUCAUUAUGGUCAAAGGAAAAGGCACUGGAACUGCCAUAGGUUUUCCUAAUUGGCUUUGAUAUCAACUGCCAUUUGCGAUUGAAAGAAAAUUUGUAUCGCUCACCUUUUCUUGUUCACUCAGGAAGGUCAACACACUGUUUUUAAUCACGCUGAAAGUAACUGAUUUCUGCUGCUGUAGUUUUAAUAGUGAUAUUUCACCAUGAGUAGCUAAAUAUAUAAAAGAAAUAACAUUUGCAAAUGGUACUAGUCACAAGUUGAGUCAGACAGGUUCACCUGUUAAGACCAUAGCUUGUAGCGUAGGUCCUGCUUGGUUGAGUGCAUUUGUGUUACUGAAAAGAUUUUUUACGUCUACUUUUCUCCAAAGUGCCCACUUUUUUGUUUUCAUUUUUUUUUUUUCAUUUUACACUAAUGCUCAAAUUAAACUGUGGUGUUCAAAUAGUGCUUUGAAAUGCUGGUUGCCAUUUCAACAGCACUACAACCUUCCAAUGUACACAAGGGAUACAGAGAUCACUUAAUCUUGAUAUGUCAAAUUCAUCAAAUGUACUGACUGCAUGUGUCGUCGUCCAAGGAAAAAGUGACAUUGAUAAGAUUGUAACACAGCAGGUUAUGGGUAGACAGCUGUGCGUAUACCUCAUACUCAGUCCAGCAGUGCUGGAAUGUAAACACUAAGUAUGACUUUCUCGAAACUACUCGGUUAUGUCUGCUUGAAAAAUAAAAUGUAUAUAUUUAUACAAUUACGGUUUUGCUACCCUCAUGUUUUUGCCACAGUAUUUCGCCAAACUUUUGCCUUCUGUAGUUCAAUCUUUGAAACUUUUAGCAAAAUGUAUUCAUUGGGACCAUAUUGUUUUUUUCCAGUCUAUAAUAGAAAUGUCUUGUACAGAAGUAUGGUUGUGUCUAACCUAUUUAUUCCACAUGUAGUUUAUUGGUUUUCUAAAAAAAUACAAAUAAAAGAAAUUAUUUCCUUUGAA